Rattus rattus (black rat) is the source of this 444-nucleotide messenger RNA. RefSeq names its product peroxisomal testis enriched protein 1 (gene Pxt1). The transcript is spliced from 6 exons. Gene Ontology annotation, biological process: positive regulation of apoptotic process. Lineage: Eukaryota; Metazoa; Chordata; Mammalia; Rodentia; Muridae. The coding region runs from base 1 to 444 and encodes 147 amino acids. The record is from RefSeq and is a predicted model, not a curated record. Gene Ontology annotation, cellular component: peroxisome; nucleus.
AUGCCUCUGCUCACCCUGCGGUGUCCCAACAGUACCACGUACGGUUCGGGGCACCGGAAGUCCCGCUUCACAGAAAUCACCGUUGGCCAGCUUCCUUUUGGAGUUUUGGUGGCUGGGGUUAUGGCUGCUGUCAUGAUGCCUCCCAGCAUUGUUUAUAAACCUAAAGAAGUACUGAAUCCAACUUUCAAAGUAACAAAUUGUUACAGAUCCAAAGGUCACAAUCCGCUUCGUCAGACUAAAGAGAACCCUGGACAGAACCACCAGCCAGAAGAGAUCCAGACACUGACCAUGCAGCUCAGACACAUUGGGGACAGUGUCAAUCACAGGAUGAUUCAAGAGCAUUUUCCACAGGAAGUUGGGAACGUGCUGGUUCCACUCGUGGCACUCAUGUUCAUGAGGGGCCAGGUGCUGCUGCGAUUUUUCUGGAACAACCAUUUGCUGUAA